Molecule: messenger RNA, 2830 nt
Organism: Polypterus senegalus (gray bichir)
Lineage: Eukaryota; Metazoa; Chordata; Cladistia; Polypteriformes; Polypteridae
Exons: 4
Coding region: 331-897 (188 amino acids)
Biological process (GO): spermatogenesis
Source: RefSeq, a predicted model, not a curated record
UCAGGUAGCCAAUCACAUGGACUUGCUGCAGAGUGCAGGUACGUGAACAGAUGCUGGGCUGACCUGGCACACGGCUUUGGCUCUGGUAACACAACAGUCCCCCCCUCCAGCUUCGUCGCUCUCCUUAAUUAGGGGAAAUAAAAAAAAAAUGAAUACCCCAAACUUCAAAGCAAAGAGGAUUUAACACAGCAACUUUUCAUUUUUGGAGAUUUUCAAAAACUCAUUUUGACUUUUGAAAUUUAUGUGGACAAAAACAAACUAAAAGAAACUACAAAAUAAAUAAAAGAAUAGUUGAUGGUGCUGUAGAAUUGCUAAUUGCACAGGAACAAAAUGAAUUCCUCUGUCUGGAAAAUAUACAAGAGCAAAGUGCUGAAAACGUUCACAGACCAAGAAGAGGAGGAGGAAGAAGAAACAACUGCACCGGAAGAGGAGCAGACCGCUGUAACCCCAUCUCAGGCUGAGGAUGGCUCAAGUACGAUGUCCCAGUUGGCCAAGAAAAUGCAGGGAGCCGGAGCGAAGGGCUGGAAAAGCAUGGCUUCCUUAUUCAAUCGGGAGGAUGAACACAAGUUGCUUGCGUCAGAAAGUACACCUCACACUGCUGACCACCCUCUGGCAGUUAAACCGGAAGAGCCUCACGUAGAAAAAAGGUCCACUGGAUUCUGGGAUACCUUUGCUGUGAAGUGGCAGCAGGCAUCUGCUAUGAAGGCUGGCGAAGAAAGUCAUGAUCAAGAAAUCCAUGCUGAAGAAGGCAGAGAGGACAUAGAAGAGAGACAUCAUGAGGAAUCCAACAAUUCGACCAAUUACAAGACCCUGGAGGGCACAGAGGACAGUGGCUUCAAGUGGAACUUUGUAACUAGCAAGCUAGUAGAGCUGAAAAACAAAAGCAUGGCGAAUUAAUGAAGUAAUGGUUAAAAAGAAAAAAGCAGGAGAUGGGAAAAUAGAAAUGCAAACUGAAGCACAUUUGAUUGGGUCGCUCGUUUGAGUGGUACAUUUUCCAGUAUGACGUGAUCUUUAUUUCAUUUAACUGCAGUUACAUUCUUUUGGUGUCUUUGAGAUUCGAGAUAGAAUAACAAAUCCAAGUGCAGGAAAUUGAAGUGCUUCUAAAGCUGCUCUGCACUCUGAUGGCCUUGAUUUAUGUAGAAAUCCAAGCAUUAAUAAGAAGCUACCUGGCGGCAUCAGUAGCAGUAAAAGUAAAUGAGAAAUCAGUUGGGCAGGCAUUUACCUCUAUAGAGUAUGGCGAAUAUUGCAGGGCUUUCUAAUGGGGUACUAAUUUAUUAGCGUAGGCGGCACACUGUGACAAGCAUACGCGUUAUAUGUGCCUUGCUUAACAUUACUAAUUUGGAUAGAACUCCCUGUUGUUCACACCAGUUUUGUUUCUCAUAAACAUUUUAUGCAAUAAAUGUGUGAGCCUGCAGAGAUUAUUGACUACUUUGAUGGUUGUGAUUUCAGACUUGGAGAUAAUUUUCCUUUAAUUAUUAUUUUUUAUGUAUAAUGAAUAUGAUAUAUUACACCGGAGAGAAAGAAGGGGAAGUGUCAAAUUGAUAUCACGUAACAAUAAAUUACUUUUACAUCUGAAGUUAAUGUUAGUUUCUUUAAAAAUUACGCAAAGAAUAUAACACAAAAAGGAGUGACAGACAGAAGUUGUUAUGCGCACACACACGCUCACACACACACACGUGUCUGCAAAUUGCAUAUCCAGCUUCCAUUAAUAAAAUGAUGGAAUACAUUGACACAUUAUGGUCCAGUUUAGCUGGGUGGCCAUUACAAGCUCAAAGAAUUUUGCUACAUCCUUAAACAGUUAUCCUUAUGAACUAAUAACAAUACCUCAAAGUAUUUUCACUUGAUUCUCACAGCGAAUUGAAGCAGAAAUCAUUUUGGUUAGCAUUAGCAAUGUGAAAAAUGUGUGGCAGCACUGAGUCAGCCUAAGCUGCUGUUACGUGCUUCAUAUUUUUUGCCUUUUGUCUCAAAAAAGCUUAUCAAGUUAUCCUUGAAUCUCUUCGUCCACCCCUCCAUCCAUUUUGCACCUGCUGAUGCCCGUCUCAGCAACACAAAAGACUGUCGACUGGAGGAUUUGUUCUCCUGUGCUCAGUUGCUGGCUGGCCGUAUUCAGUUCUUUCAUUAAUUAGAACUCGUAUCGCCAUGAUUGUGUAUUUGUUUAACUGCUUGUUUACGCAUGAGAAUGUUGUAAGUGUUAGCACUUUCCUGGUAUUGUAUUAUGAUUGUAAAUUGGGGUAAUGAAUGAACAAUAAUUUGAAUUAAACUGAAUUGCAGGAACCAAUGCUGGGUAUGUUGGCAGCCCACCACAGGGCACACUCCAUCAGAGUGGUCCAUUGUAGAGCUGCCAAUUAAUCAAACAGCUGUAGGAUGUAGGAAGAAGAUCAGAGUAGCUUUCUCAAUAUUAAUCAAACUAGGAGAGUUGUGUUGGAUGAACGGGAUCACAAAAUGGAUGGAUGGUUGCAGAAAUAAAACUCAACUUUAAAGGGGCUCAGAAUAAAAUAAGGCAGAUGAAGAAACGCCUCAUAAACCUACAGGUAAACCGCACCUGUGAUGAUUCACAUAUUGAACAACUGAUCCGAUAUUCUUGACUUCAACAUCUGACCCUGACUUUUAAAUUACUUAUCAUUAUAUGUUCUUUAAACAAAAAGGUGAGAAGAAAGAAGUGAUAAUCUCUGCUUAUGUUUUCAGAGUUCAGAAUUUUGCUGUGCUCUCCAUUCAUCUAAUGUUGAUGUCAUUUUUUUUUCAUUGAAGGAGAGAUUGCUUGUUUUUUUGUGUUUUAUUUAUUGUGAUAUGUUUGCAAUUAAACAAAAGUGUUAAACUAUUGAUUCAUAUA